Messenger RNA from Rhizoctonia solani, 1863 nucleotides. RefSeq names its product Tyrosine kinase specific for activated. Gene Ontology annotation, molecular function: ATP binding; protein kinase activity. Gene Ontology annotation, biological process: protein phosphorylation. NCBI's taxonomy places the organism in Eukaryota, Fungi, Basidiomycota, Agaricomycetes, Cantharellales, Ceratobasidiaceae. The record is from RefSeq and is a predicted model, not a curated record. Bases 1 to 1863 code for a protein of 620 amino acids. The transcript has 9 exons.
AUGUGGACAAUUCACCAGCCUAAAGCGCGCGCUGCGAGCCCACGUACGAUAUAUCGCAUAAUUGUCGCCUACCUAAUCCUACUCACCUUUCUACUCCAAAUAGAAAAGUUCUAUUUCCUAAAUGACCCUCCAGACAACCCACAACGAGAGUGCCGGCAUCAGCACCAGCACCAACUCCCCACGCCGUCUUCCAGUCCUGAUCCCAGACCGCCCGCAAGGCGAUUGACUAUUCCAGACCUCGUCUCGAGCGAUGAACAUUUUGGCAAAGUCAACACGCUGCAUAUGGCGGCCGACAUAUUGGCGAAAGCUGCACCUCUGGGGGACGCAGUCUUGGCAUUUGACGAGGCAGGGGAAGGAGAGUACAUUCUCUCUGCCAGGCCGUGGGAAGUCGGCGAAUGUAGGAGAGCGAGUCAAGAGUUAUGGGACCGCCUCGAUGGUCCUGAGGGUGCUCAUUCUCGUCAUGACACCCCUUCUCCCCCUCGCGGACCUGCCGUGCAACCAGUUGCUUUGUCCUACUUGACUCCGCCGUCUUCUCCAGAGCCAGCUCACAAGUCCGAUUUAGCGCCUGUCGUACAUUCAGGACCGCCCAAUGCUCCCGAACCCACUAUAUCUCCCGACAGUACCGAUAUUGCCGACGUGUUCGAUCAUCCAGUCCAUUAUACUUCCACAUAUGAAAGUGCGGAAUAUAUUUCCGACUUGGACGACGCAUUCGAAGAGGACGAUGAAUGUGCAUCCGAGUCAUCUGAGAUACCGACCGAUGGAUUUCUCCCGCACCGGGCCGAGCGGGCUAAUAGCAGUAGCUCUGAUUGGUACAAGGGGAGCAACAUGUUCAUCAAUUCGGAAAAACCAGAUUCUCCCAGUGUAGCGAUGGGUUUACCGCCGUACGAUGUUUCAAUAAUGCAUAGUCCUACGAUCAAGGACCUCACGCCCCAACUAGACCUUUCCGAAUUCUCAGAAUGGCCAAUCGCGAGAGGCGGGUUUGGAGAAGUCUGGAAAGGCGCGUUGGUAUCGGACGUGAAGGACAGUCGGCCCGUUGCGGUCAAGCGUUUGACGAUGUAUACGGCAGCGGGUGACGAGGGUAUUAUAAAGACCGCAAAGAGAACAAACAGGGAGUUGUCUAUCUGGUCCGGUUUAAAUCACCCAAAUAUCCUACCGCUCCUGGGGGCUUGCACUUUCAGGGGUGGAAUUGGUAUUGUGUCCGAAUGGCAAGGUAACGGGAACGCCGUCGAGUGGAUAAAUGCCCAUCCUGGCGUUAAUAGGUUGGAUUUGUGCGAAGGCAUAUGUUCGGGUCUAAAAUACCUACAUGACACUGGCAUUGUCCACGGGGACCUAAGAGGGGCAAAUGUCUUAAUCUCCAAGUCUGGUAGACCAAGGCUGAUUGAUUUUGGCUUGGCCUCGGCCACAAACGGUAAUCCAUUUUCGGCCAGUUCAACUCUGGCUGGGACUCUCAGGUGGAUGGCACCAGAGUUGCAAGUUACUGAGCAGCAAGGGGCUACUGCCGCAGGCGAUAUAUUUGCGUUUGGAAUGACUACGCUUGAGCUGUUCAGUGGACUCCCGCCCUUUGCGGACAUCAACAACGAUAUUGCGGUGCUAUUAAAAUACCAAAAAGGAGACAGACCUCCUCGACCCAAGGAUACGAGAGGUCUCAACAAGAAAGGCAACAGGACCAGAGCUCGUUCUCCUCGGGAACGAGGGCUGGUCAGAGAUGUAUGUGUACCCAUGGACGAUGGUACAUGGAAUCUUGUCGAAAAAUGUUGGGAUCAAGAUCCAUCACUGAGACCAUCUGCGAAUGACAUACUUGAAUGGUUCAUGCAGAAGAAGAAACGAAGGGUGGGUGGAGGUCAACUGGAUUUUUCUGGGUAG